This is a messenger RNA of Solanum tuberosum (potato), 397 nucleotides long. RefSeq lists its product as uncharacterized. Lineage: Eukaryota; Viridiplantae; Streptophyta; Magnoliopsida; Solanales; Solanaceae. The record is from RefSeq and is a predicted model, not a curated record. The coding region runs from base 14 to 334 and encodes 106 amino acids. The transcript has 2 exons.
ACGGCUACAACAUAUGGACUUCUCAGAUGCCAUGCCUAAAUUACGGUAUGUGGAGAUCUGUGAUUGUUCAUUGUUAGAAGUUCUGUCGGAUUCGCUUGGCAACCUUGUUUCGUUGGAAGAGUUAAGAUUGGAGAACUGCGAAAAACUAGAGCAUUUGCCAUCCAGAGAUGCCAUUCAACGCCUCACCACAUUAUGGUACCUAAAAAUUAAAGGCUGCCCACAGUUCGAACAAAGUUGCACCAAUCAGAGUGGCCCAAACUCCCAGUGGUCCAACAUUUCCCAUAUUCCAAAAGUUAAAGUAGGUGGAAGCAUAAUUCAGGACUUGCGUUACUAGUUCCAAGGUCAUGCUAGAACGUUGCUGUGGUAAAUCAAGCCAAACCCCAUGAGCGGCAGGCAA